Molecule: messenger RNA, 14532 nt
Organism: Blepharisma stoltei
Lineage: Eukaryota; Ciliophora; Heterotrichea; Heterotrichida; Blepharismidae
Source: the annotation of a GenBank genome assembly
AUGAAGGCUUGUCUACGUCACCUUGCCUUAAUUGUUCUAAGUUUAUUGACUUGCUAUUCAGUUGAAUAUACAUUAAAAUGGCGGCACUUGUUAACCUACCUCUUGGAGCAACAGUCCAGACUUUAUGGGUACGGCGCACUGGGACGGACUCCGAGCUGAGAAUCAAGCAGGCUCAAGAGAUGUGUAUCCGGGUAGGUUUUGUCUACUUUUCUGUGGUUGGAAAUGGAGUUGCCCAACAACGUUGUUUUGGAUCCAAGGACCAUGGGCAUUUCUCGAAAUUGGGGGUUUCGGCCUAGAUCACAGGGUAGUAGUAGUAGUAGUCUUUUUCCUGUAGUUGUCGAAGGGAGGCACUUCGGCAUCCGACAGACUUCAAGGAGUUGAUCCUUGGAAUCAAGCUACUGCAAUCACCCGUAGCAGCAGAGGAGACAGAAGGUAUCGGAAGAAGCAUCCACCUGGAAAGACCCUCUGGGCUGGAGUCGAAAAGCUAUAGAGCCUUCCGUACAGAGGUCUUUGGAGGCUGCGUUACCAAUAUAACUUUCCUGCUAAUUUUAAUCUAUUAUUCACUUGACCCUUCAACUAUUGUGAUGGCUAUCAACUCUGGAGGCUCAGCUUACACUUCUUUAUAUGGAUUUUCAUAUAUUGCUGAUACUUAUUCAACUGGAGGAAGUAAUCAUGUAAUCACUGGCUCUACAAUAGCUAACACCAAGGACGAUUCUAUGUACUUAUCAGAGCGAUAUGGCACAACUAACUGGGGAUAUAACCUUCCUCUCAGCACAGAUGGGACAUAUGUUUUAAUUCUCCAGUUCUGUGAAAUCUAUUUUACGACUACAAAUAUAUCGUUUUCAUCGCUAUAGAUCACUAUGACUUUCAAAAAUAUAAAUUAUUUUGCCUAAUAAGUAUUAUAUACUGCAUAGUUUUUCUGAAAAUCUGGUGGACAUGUAGGAAAAUAUUUACCUGUAAUCAUUUUAACAGAUUAGGUAUAGCAGAAAGUUCACAGUAAAAAUUGGAAGCUAUACUGUAGCCAAUAACCUUGAUUUAGUAGCUACUGCAGGACCAUUAACAGCUUAUGAUAUAUUCACAGAAUUCACGCUUUCAAGUGGCACAGUUUCAAUAGCAGGAAACGCGAUAACAGGUGCUUAUACAGGCGGAAAUUUGAUAGUUACUUUUACUCAAGUUUUGCAAAAUCCUCAGCUUGCAGGACUAAUCAUACCCUAGACUCUAUACAGAAAACUUCUUUUUGACCAAUAAUAAGCAGAAUAUAUCUUAAAAAAAUUAAUAAAUAUAGGAAUUUUGACAGGAAAUUUAUAUUUUAAUAUAAAAAAAUUCCUAUUCAGCCAAAAGAUUUAGUAAGUGGAGACUGUAGAGUGGCUGAUUACUGUAAUAUGUGCUAUCAAGUAAGAUGCAUGGUCUGCAAUGCCCCAGCUUUGUCUUGCACAACUUGCAUUGCUAAUGCUUCUCCUGUCAGUGGAGUGUGCCAAUGUAAUGCAGGAUAUUACUGGACGACGACCACAAGAACGUGUGUUCCUUGUGAUAAUUUAUGUAUAUCUUGUAGCUCAGAUAAUUUUAUUUGUGCAACUUGUUCAGGCUCAAAUGUAUUAGUUUCAAGUGUUUGCUUAAGAGCUUGUCCAUAUGGAUUUGGCACAUCUUGUGCUUCAGUUUCAACAGCAGUUAUAAACCAAAAUUUUGCUGAUUAUUUUUACGGAGCAUAUGGUUUAUUUAGAACAGGGACAAGCUUAAGUAGUUAUUAUUUUUUUAAUUCUCCUGAAACAGUAGAUCCUAUCCCAGCUAAAAGUCGAGGGCUUUAUUUUUCUGGAGGCUCUUAUCUUCAAACGACUGGGACUGUUUAUAUUUCUCUAAAUUUUUCAAUUGGGAUGUGGGUUUGAAUAUUAUCUGGCUCAGGAGAUAUCUUGACAAAUAGUUCUGGAUAUAAAAUUAGGAUAUCUGCAAGCGGAGUAAUGACAAUUAUAUUAGAAAGUAUAGCAGAAGCAACGACUACAGUAUAGCUUGGAAGGCUUUUAGCCUCUCCUUAGAGAUCAUAGGACUCUUUUGUGGCUAGUCAAUAUAAUAAAUAUUUUUUAUUAAGCUUGAAAAUUCAGUCUUAAUUGCCGAAAUUAUGCAGGAUUAUCACUAGUACGAGCCAGUAGACUCAACAUCUGAGCCAAUAAGCUCCAAAAAAGUUCAAAGCAUUCUCAAGCUAUAACAACUGCAGCACUUAACCCUUCAAAUUCAGCCUGAGCUUACAUUUCUUUUAUAGUCUCAUUUUCAUCAGCCACAACUUCUACAACAAUUGUCCCUUACCUCAAUAAUUCUCCACAAGCAUCUGUAACAUCCAGUGGAUACAUAUAUAGAGACGCUAUCAAUAAUUAUUUAAUCCUUGGAAAAAGCUCUUUAACUAAUUUUUUAGGGUAUAUUUAUCAAUUUACUCUAUGAAAUGCAGCAGUUUCAAAUUUUAACACUCAAUACUCAGACCAAAUAUGUGGCACAGGGGCAGUCGCUAACUGUCUUUGGACAUGCCCAUUAUCUCAGUGAAUGAAUGGGGCAACGCCUACAAAUUGCAACUCAUGCACAAAUGGUUGUGUCAGAAAUGUAUCCUGCAAUGUUUGUUUUGACCCCCUUUGUAGUGUUUGUACAGGAUUCUUGACAGGCCUAUGCACACAAUGUGUUACUAAUGCAUCUGGGGCUCCUUCUACUUGUGCUUGCAAUGCGGGAUAUAUUCUCUCUUCUGAUGGGUUUUCAUGUGUUCCUUGUUAUACUGGAUGUGCUUCAUGUACUGGGACUUCUUAUUAUCAGUGUAGCUCCUGUCUUUCAAGCUAUUAUUUAUUAAAAACAAUGUGCCUUACUUAUUGUCCUUCUGGGUAUACAGCUGAUUCAUCUGGCCAUUUGUGUACUUUAUCUACAUCAAAUCCUUUAAGUAUUGCUCUCCAGAAUUUGAUACAAUUGGACACAGUAAGCGGAGUUUCAGUAGGAUCUUCAAAUACAAAUAAAUAUCCGACUUGGGAAACAACUGAUCCAAUUCCUUCAAUUUAUAGAGGAUAUUAUUUCUCAGGUAGUAAUUAUAUGAGCCUUGCAUCAUUUACAAUCAGUCCAUAUUUUUCGCUGCUAAUAUGAAUAAAGCCUCUAAGUGAUGGAUAUUUAUUUAUGAAGUUUGAUGGCACAACAAAGUAUUCUUAUGUUACUAUAUCAUCUGGAAUCUCUUCUAUGAAUAUUCUUCUUGCAGAUUCCAAUUUACUUAGUGUAAGUGGCUCUUCAAGCAUUUUAUCUGGAUGGCAUUAUAUUGCGUUUACAGGUGGCCUUUCAUCUGGGAAUACUGUUAUAUCUCUAUCAAUUGAUGGAACUUCUGUCUCUUCAACUACUUCUGCAUCAUCCUCUUAUUACAAGGAUCUUGGCACACUUUACAUUGCGAAAGAUACUACUGCGUCUGGAGGUUUUACUGGCUUUCUAUGAAGUCUAAAACUUUACAAUGACAAUACGUAUGCAGCUCAAGAAUGGAAAACUUCAGGAUGUCCCACCGGCUGUACUACUUGUCCUUCCGAAUUGAAAUGUCCAGACAGCUGCUCUUUUGGACAAUUUUAUUCAAGUUCUUGCACAUCUUGUGUAGGCUCAUGUCCUUAUGGGUGCAGAUCAACACUGACUUGCAGGCUUUGCAAAGAUAAAGAAUGUCUUGCGUGCACAACUUUUGAUGGUCCUUGCACGUCCUGCAUAACUAAUGCAAGCAUCUCAGGUACAACAUGUGUUUGCAAUAACAACGCUUUUUGGGAGCAAAGCUCAGAUGGGUGUCAAAUUUGUGAUAAUCUAUGCAGCCAAUGCCAAACAAAUAAAUACUUUUUAUGCUCAUCAUGUGGGACGUAUUAUCUUGUUUCAAAUGUUUGUCUAAGAAGCUGCCCUUAUGGGUUUACAAGUCCAUGUGUGACAGUUACUUCACCUGUUAUAGAUGUAGCAUUUAAUGGAGAUUUUCAAGGAACUUACUCUAUUUUUACUACUGGAACAAGUGCAAGUUUUUAUCAAUUUUUUAACUCACCAGAAACAGUUGAUCCAAUUCCUGCAAAACAAAGAGGGCUCUAUUUUAACGGAAGCCAAUAUUUAAUGUCGAACACUAAUGUAUAUCUCUCACAUAGUUUUGCUAUGGGCCUCUGAAUUUAUGUGACAGCUACAGGAGAUAUUUUAUCGAAUUCCAGAAUUAUUGUUGAUUCAUCUGGCUCAAUAAAAAUACCGCUAGAGAGUCCAUUAGAAGUAACUUCGUCUCAAACUCUAUCAGGCACUUCUUUUGCAGUGUGAAUAUUUUUGUCAUUUACUUCUUCAUUUAACAACCCUGCGAUUACAACAACUUUAACAAUAUAUAAUAAUAACAAUCAGGUCGCCUCUUCAACUUAUAAUACUGUUAUUUAUAGAGAUCAAACUAACCAAAAAAUUAAAAUUGGUGGCAGCUCAACUUCCUAUUUUACUGGAUUUAUCUACAAUUAUAAGCUCUGAAAUGUUGCAAUAUUUGAUUUUUCGACACAAUUAAAUGAAAUUUGUGGCUCUGGAUUAUUAGCGUCCUGUUUAUGGGCGUGCAAUAUCAAUUAUUGAUGGAAUGGAGCAGCAUUUAAAAGCUGUGAUACAGGCUGUGUCUUAGGCUGUACUAGAAAUGGAUCAUGCAAUAUUUGUGAUGACCCACUUUGUAGUGUAUGUACUGGAUUUGACGCAAAUAAAUGCACACAAUGUGUUACUAAUGCAUCUGGGGCUCCUUCUACUUGUGCUUGUAAUGCUGGAUAUAUUGUCUCUUCUGAUGGGUUUUCAUGCGUUCCUUGCUAUACAGGAUGUGGCUCAUGCACUGGGACUCUUUAUUAUCAGUGCAGCUCCUGCCUUUCAAGCUAUUAUUUAUUAAAAACAAUGUGCCUUACUUAUUGUCCUUCUGGAUAUACAGCUGAUUCAUCUGGACAUUCUUGUACUUUAUCUACAUCAAAUCCUUUAAGUAUUGCUCUCCAGAAUUUGAUACAAUUGGACACAGUAAGCGGAGUUUCAGUAGGAUCUUCAAAUACAAAUAAAUAUCCGACUUGGGAAACAACUGAUCCCAUUCCGUCGAUUUAUAGAGGAUAUUAUUUCUCAGGUAGUAAUUAUAUGAGCCUUGCAUCAUUUACAAUUAGUCCAUAUUUUUCGCUGCUAAUAUGGAUAAAGCCUCUAAUUCUUCCUUCUGCUUGGAGUAGUAAAAUUAAUGAAAAAUUGUGCUUUUAAUUAUUAGAGUUAAUUAUUCUAAAUGUAAAUUUAAGAUUUUUCAUUAUAUCUUAGUGAACGAAAAUAUCUUUCUUGCUUAUGGAUAGGAAGUAAGUGAUGGAUAUUUAUUUAUGAAGUUUGAUGGCACAACAAAGUAUUCUUAUGUUACUAUAUCGUCUGGGAUCCCUUCUAUGAAUAUUCUUCUUGCAGAUUCAAAUUUACUUAUCGUCGCUCAAGCUAAUAAGGGUGGAUAAGAGCCUUUCUCGUUAUUUAAAAUAUUUAUAAGGAUUCUUAUUUUUGAAAUCUCAUUUUUUUCAAUUUUAUAUUUUUUUAACUAUGCAAUAAUAAUUGUUUUUUAAAAAAAUUAUUUUAAGCAGAAGCUCGCUUAUGAAUUAAAACUCACGUUAGAAUACUUAAAAUAAAAGAAAGUUACCUUUUUUGCUAAAAUUAAAGAAUCAAUUUAAUUUUAAGAAAAAUUAAAGAUGAGAUAAAAUUUAAUAUUUGAUAAAUAAUGAAAUUAAUUUAUACUUGUUAUAUUUUAAAUAAGGCGAAUUAGUGUAAGUGGCUCUUCAAGCAUUUUAUCUGGAUGGCAUUAUAUUGCGUUUACAGGUGGCCUUUCAUCUGGGAAUACUGUUAUAUCUCUAUCAAUUGAUGGAACUUCUGUCUCUUCAACUACUUCUGCAUCAUCCUCUUAUUACAAGGAUCUUGGCACACUUUACAUUGCGAAAGAUACUACUGCAUCUGGAGGCUUUACUGGCUUCCUAUGAAGUUUAAAACUUUACAAUGACAAUACGUAUGCAGCUCAAGAAUGGAAAACUUCAGGAUGUCCCACCGGCUGUACUACUUGUCCUUCCGAAUUGAAAUGUCCAGACAGCUGCCCUUUUGGACAAUUUUAUUCAAGUUCGUGCACAUCUUGUACAGGCUCAUGCCCUUAUGGGUGUAGAUCAACACUGACUUGCAGACUUUGCAAAGAUAAAGAAUGUCUUGAAUGUACAGCUUUUGAUGGUCCUUGCACGUCCUGCAUAAAUAAUGCAAGUAUCUCAGGCACAACAUGUUUUUGCAAUAAUAACGCUUUUUGGGAACAAAGCUCAGAUGGGUGUCAAAUUUGUGAUAAUUUAUGCAGCCAAUGCCAAACAAAUAAAUAUUUUUUAUGUUCAUCAUGUGGAACUUAUUAUCUUGUUUCAAAUGUUUGUCUAAGAAGUUGCCCUUAUGGGUUUACAAGCCCAUGCGUUACAGUUACAUCUCCUGUUAUAGAUGUAAAGUUUAAUGGAGACUUUCAAGGAAUUUACUCAAUUUUCACUACAGGAAUUAGUUCAAGCUCCUACCAAUUCUUUAACACCCCUGAAACAGUUGAUCCUAUCCCUGCAAAACAAAGAGGGCUCUAUUUUAAAGGAAGCCAAUAUUUAAUAUCAAAUACCAAUGUAUAUCUCUCACAUAGUUUUGCUAUGGGCCUCUGAAUUUAUGUGACAGCUACAGGAGAUAUUUUAUCGAAUUCCAGAAUUAUUGUUGGUUCAUCUGGCUCAAUAAAAAUACCGUUAGAGAGUCCAUUAGAAGUAACUUCUUCAGAAACUUUAUCGAGCCCUUCUUUUUCAAUGUGAAUUUACUUAUCAUUUACUUGCGUAUUUAACAAUCCUGCGAUUACAACAACGUUGAAAGUAUAUAAUAAUAACAAUCUGGUAGCUUCAUCAACUUAUAAUACUGUCAUUUAUAGAGAUCAAACCAAUCAAAACAUUAAAAUCGGCGGAAGUUCAGCUUCCUAUUUUAAAGGCUUUAUUUACAGCUAUCAGCUCUGAAAUGUUGCUAUAUUCGAUUUCACAACACAAUUAGAUGAAAUUUGUGGCUCAGGACUAUUAGCAAAUUGUUUAUGGGCAUGUGAUAUUAACGAUUAUUUAGACUCAACAUACAAAAAUUGUGAUACAGGCUGCAGUUUAGGAUGUACAAGAAGCGGGUCAUGCAAUAUUUGUAACGAUCCUCUUUGUAGUGUAUGUACUAGUUUUGAUGCAAAUAAAUGCACCACUUGUGUUUCUCAUGCCCACAAUACCCCAUGUAGCUGUGAUUCAGGCUAUUCUUUAUCUUCUGAUGGCUUUUCUUGUGUACCCUGCUUUACUGGCUGUUCUUCAUGUUCGUCAUCACAAUAUUACCAAUGUUCAGGUUGUGUUUCUACUUAUUAUUUAUUAAAUGUCCUAUGCGAUGCACAAUGUCCAAGCGGUUAUAGCCAAAAUUCAGGCACAAAUAAAUGUGAUUUGACUAGUAAUUUGGUUAUUGAUUUAGAAUUUGAUGAUUAUAUAGUGCUUGAUAAUUUAUUAGGAUUUGACGUUGGAAACAGCAAUACAAACACUUAUCCAAAUUUUGAUACAAAUGACCCUACUCCAGCAAUUAAUCGUGGAUAUUAUUUUACUGGACAAAGCUAUAUGAAAGGGUCUGCUGUUUUUAGUCCUUAUUUCUCAGUCAUGCUAUGAGUCAAAGUUAUAGACCAAGGAGUUUUGAUUGAAAAAUACAAUGUAGCUAUAGCAUAUUUUGCUAUAGAAAUUGAUACGAAUAUGUUUUCUAAGCUAUAGUUAAGACUAUAGAAAAGAUCGUUGUGGUGCCUAAAAUGAGCAAUAUAUCCACCUUGCUUUACCACUGCAAGUCAUCUGCCUUCGGCUAUAAGCUUCCAGAAAUGGGCUCACAUGGGUCACCGUGCCCAUGAUUGACUUGGUUGCCUUCUGGAAAACUUGUCUAGAUUUUAACUAAUCGCGCUAGAAAUUUGUUCCAUUCGCCCAAAGGACCUUGCUGAACCUUUCCUUUCCAACUCCAAUAGACUAUCUCUCUACAAGGUAAAACUCUGAUGGGCUGCGGUCCCUAGCCCGACAUUACACUCCACAAACCAAGUAAAGCCUGGACAUAUGCACACAUCCUUACUUCCAGAGACCCCUAUACUAAGAUAUUAAGAGGAUGGGUUGAUUUGCCGCACCAUUUUAAUGCAUAUCCUAAUAUGUUUCCAAAUCUUAAUUUAUUACUAAAAGAUGGAUCAUCGCUAAAUUCAGUAGGAUCUCAAAGCGUAGUCUCUGAUUGGCAUUACUUGUCGUUUUCUGGAUCAAUUAAUUUAGAUGGAACAUACAGCUCAAAUCUUUAUGUUGAUACCAAUUUACUCAUAACAAGUACUUCUACACCUAAGACAUACUUAAGAGACAGUACUUCUGGAACUCUUCUGAUUGGCGUUGACCAUUCAUCUACAACUGGUUUUAAAGGGUUUCUAUGAAAUUUGAAAAUCUAUAAUGACGAGACUUAUGCAAAUUCAGCAUGAGUCUCUACAACUUGUACUGUAAAUCCUUGCACAAGUUGAGAAAUACAAUGGUGACAUCAACAGAAAUUGGUCUCCGAGGCGCACUCCUUGCAGGAGCAGGUUGAACCCCUGCCAGAUGGGUAGACAGAUCUCUCACAUAGUCUUUGUCCAUCAAGGCAUCCUAAAGUGGGUUGCUCUAACUUAGGAAGCUGGUCUUUGGGCUGGGUGAGUCUUACCAGAAAAUUCAAGAAUGGAAUUUUAGUUGGGUCUUACACCAUUUGCACUCUGGUGUAUGCGCACCCAGCAUAGGCCACCUUUCCUGUAGUCCGCCAAGAGUGGUUCCGCUUAUGGCAGUUUAGACUCUUAGUCUUAGUUUUGCACAAGUUGCCCGAUUGGAAAUUUCUGUCCUAGUUCUUGCUCAUUGGCAAAUUAUCCAGGCAGCUCUUUUUGUGGUUCGUGCAAGAGUUCUUCAUGCUCUUAUGGAUGCAGAAGCGAUCUGACCUGCCGACUUUGUAGAGAAAAAGAAUGCUAUUCUUGUAUAUCAUUCUCAAAUAAGUGCUUAACCUGUAUUAUUAUAAAAAAUGAGCUUAAGAGAACACAUUUUGUGAGGAAAUUUAACAUAAAUUGCUAUUUUAUUAUUAUAGUGUUUGUUUUUCCAGAGAAUCUAAAUCCAGCCACACUUGAUAAGCAGCAGAGGGAGUUCACAGCCUCGUAGCCCUCUUAGACUCACAGAAAAUUAUGGUUUACUGCUCAGCUUUCCAGAAAAAGGAGACCCUAAGUGCAAGCUGAUUUAUCGAGGAGAACUCGUUUAUGGGGUAAAAUGGUCAGCUAGCGAAAACUAUAUACAAGGUCUGCCCAUUUUGUCAAAUGGCUCAAGACGCCAUCCAGUUGGCUUGGCCAUGUGUGUUAUAAAUUCUUAAUCUAAUGUAUGAUACUUAACCUGCAUCACAAAUGCUGGAUUUGUAGGAAACUCAUGCCAAUGCAAUCUAAAUGCAUAUUGAAAUGGGAAUACAGAGACUUGUGACCUUUGCCACACUAUCUGUACAUCUUGCUCUGGGCCUUCUUUUACAGAAUGCAUUCAAUGUGGAUCUUCCUUAUUUAUGCUUUCAAACGUUUGUUUAGAGUUUUGUCCUUCAGGAUAUACUAUAAGUGGUAAUCAAUGUAUAUUAUCUAAUGAGCUUGUUUUCAGCUUGAGGCUAAGCCAGAUAAAAGAUAUUGUUUAUGAUUCAAUAGGAAAUAUAGCUUUUCAAACAGGAAACGAUAAUAGUUUUUACCCUUUCUAUACUCCUGAAGAUCCAUAUGCAGCAAAAUUAAGAGGAUACUAUUUUAGAGGGACAUCAUUUAUGAAAUCGAUUGAUAAUCCUCCAUCCUUAACUUUUGGAGCAGAAUUUACAAUAUCAGCAUGAAUAAAUCCAACUUUAGGCAAUGGGUACUUAAUUUCUAACUCCUACAGAAAUUUUUUGUGAAAAAUAAUAAACCAUUUGAUAAUGAGGAAUUUUGAGGGUGAAGUUGCACAAGCUGCACCUCAAGAUGAAUAUUCCAUAAGUAUGUUGUUUAAUAAAGUGUAAUUUCAGUGUUUAUUUUCUCAGGUAAUAUGCAAAAACAUUUUCGCUAUCAAAUGGAUGAAGAGUAAGCAAGACAACUCACUUUCAAGUUUUCUUACUUUUUCACUAAGCUCAGGAAAACUUAAUUUUUCAAUGAAAUUAAAAGAUGGGACGACAGUUUCGUAUAUGACUUCAGCUUUAUCAGUUUCUUUAGGAUCUUGAAAUUUUAUUGCUGUUAAAAGUUUAAUUAGUUCAACUCCCCAGCAGAAAAUUUCAUUUUACAUUGAUUCUUCUAGUGAAAUCUCUUCUGAUCUCAGAUCCUCGUGGUAUCAGGAUAUUUCUUCAUCAUUUUUUAUUUCAAUUGGCGCUGGCUCUGAUUUAAAUGCAAAUCUCUAUAAAGGUUUCUUAUGAGGCAUCAAUAUUUAUAAUUUUGAUGAGCCUAUGUUAAGUAUUAUUAUAUCUGGGACUUGUUCAGGGUGCUCUUUAUGUCCUAUAGAAUUAUCAAAUACAUGCAUUCCGAAUUGUGAUUUGCCUUAUUAUCCUAAUAGCUUGGCUUGUGCUUCAUGUCAAGCUCAAUGUGGAUGGGGAUGCGUUAGGAAUGAUAAAAAUUGCAACUUGUGUCAAGAUGUAAUUUGCUUACUUCUCGUUAAGAUUUCUUUGCCGCUCCUGAGCAAUUUUUUUCUUUUAAUUCAAUGUAUUUUUUUACUAUCUCAGUGUUUGAAGAUAUUAUCUUAAUACGUAUAUAAUCUGUACAAGGAUUAUGAAAGGCUCCUGGCAAAUAAAAAAUUUCACACAUGAAGAUAUAUAGAAUUUUUCUCAGUGGCCAAAUCAAGGGCAAACAGCGCCAUCUAUGGAAAAAUUCUAUAUAAUUUAAAACCUAAAAUUCUCAGUAAUUAUGUAAUAGAUAUAUUUAUUUAAUUUUUAAUAUAUAAUUGUCAGUUUCCAAAACAAUUAAUUUUCUUUUGCAGCCAUGCUGUCUUAUAGCUCAGGAUGGUCUAUAUCUUGCAUAUUCUGAAGAGGAGAAGUUAGUUUGUGAUGACUAUACAUCAACUUGCAUAACUUGCAGAGACCAUGCUCAUUUAUCUUCAUCAGUUUGCGUAUGCAAUGACGGCUAUUACUGGGAUUUGGCAAAUGAAGAAUGCGCUGUAUGCGAUUCAACAUGUAAAACUUGCAAAUCCUCACUCCCAUUUCUGUGAGAGAACAGCACCAUUUAAAAUCCCUAUUUUUUCGCCAAAAGACAUCCUCUCUGUGAGUGAUCAAACAACUUUUAUAAAAAAAAAAUUAUCUUUAAGUGAUAUAGAAAAUUUCUAGCUAGUUCUAUUAAAUUUUAAACAGCUUGCAUUUUAAAAUAUAAAUUUUUACAAUUAAAUUAAUUUUCACUUUCUAUUUUUGCUUGGAUUUUUUUAAUUUCGCAAAAAAAUUGUUUAAUGAUAGGACAAUUUUUUUGUUCUUUCAUGGAGGAGGAUUUAGCUGCUAGUGACUGCAUAGUUUGCGCGUCUGGUCUUUAUAUGUAUUUAGGAUGAUGCAUUUCAGAAUGCCCAGAAGGAUUUAUAGAGAGUGGAUCAGUUUGUAUAGAAAAAGACCCAUUCAUUUUCUAUCUAUCUUUUGACACUCUUAAAGGGGUUGUUAUUGAUAAGCAAAGCAGCAUUCCAGCUUUAACUGGGAAUAGCACAGCAUUUUAUCCAGAUUAUGAUGAGUUUGAUCCAUUAGCUGCUGCAUAUAGAGGAUUCUAUUUUAAUGGUGUAAGCUCAGUUAUGCACUUACCUAUUUAUCCAGGAUACACCAGCCCAGUCCUUACUUUUUCAGUUUAAUUUCAAAUGCUAAGAUUUUGCAAUAAAAAGGAUAUAAUUUAUAAUUUUAAUCGAAGCCAUAUUUAUACAAUAUUUUUUAUUAAAGAGGGAAAAAAAAAAUAUAUUAUUCACCAAUUUAAAAAUAAAUUUUUUAAUUAAUCUAAGGAGGCUUAUAUAUUAUAAAAAUAUGCAUUUAUUUUUACUGAUGAUUCAUUGAGUUAGUUUUGGCUAUUCCUUUACCUUUUCUAUCUGGAUAAAUCUGGAGAAUGGCUUUGGGGCAAUCAUUUCAAAGCAAGAUAAACUAAAAAAUCCAAUUUUCUCUCUCACUAUAUCUUCUGGAACUGUAAUGGUUUCAUUAAACUUUAAAACUGCUGGAAUAGCUUAUUUCUAUUAUUUACAAAGCCUUAGUUUUUAUGAAUGAAAUCACAUUGCAUUCACAGCAGAAUACACAAGUUUGAAGCAUACCAAAAUCUCAUUUUAUUUGAACGGGAUUAUUGAUAAUCAGCUUGAUUUUGGCUCAGACUAUUUUAAUGAUAAAAAAACUGAUGUUUCUUUUACUUUAGGGGCCACAAAAGACUCUUCAGGAUAUACAAAUUAUUUUAAAGGCUUUAUUUAUGAUAUUAAAGGAUACAGUUCUGUAAGAAGUAUAUCAUCUCUUGCAUUACCUACAGCACAAUGCUCAGAAAACUGCAAAUCAUGUUUAACUACUGGAGUCUGCAUCCCUAAUUGUGUAAUUACUCAAUAUUGGGUAGGCCCACAAUAUAAUAAAUGCUCAAAAUGUAGCAAUGGGUGUAUGAGCUGCCGGGAUUCGAGUAAAUUCUGCAAUCUUUGUGAGAACCCAAAAUGCACGUCAUGUACUGAUUUUACAGCAGACUCCUGCCUUGAAUGUACUUCUGGGACUUCAAACAUCACAAAUUGCCAAUGUGACUAUGGUCUUGCUUGAAACUCAACCUCAGGAGCAUGUGAGACUUGUCAUCAAUGGCAAUUCAAAGCCAACGACUCCUGCAUUGACUGUCCUCCACUUUGUGCCCAAUGUGAUAGCCUAACUAAAUGCACAUGAUGUAUUAACAACGCUGUAUUAAACUCUGGAAGCUGCAGCUGCUCUCCAGGAUGGUUAGGAAAUACAACUUGUGUAUAUAUCCCUUUCAAUGUUACCCUCACAGUGAAUCUCAACAAUACUCUUGUCCUAACUUUCAGCGAUUUUCUAGUCACAAAUUUGACCAGUGGCAAUAUUUAUAUAAAAAUUCUUAACCAAACGGUCGAAUUUUUCUCAGUCACUUAUUUAUCAAAUAGCAGUUACCUUAUAACAUGUGAAUUUGGAGGCGGCAUUAAAAAAGGCACAAUAGUAAAAGUCUAUUUUAUAGAUCCAAAAGAAAUAUUGUCAGUCUCUGGCGGCGUAAUUCAUGACCAAUACGUAUCAGGGACUCUAUAUAAAUCAAUUAAAACUUCAGAAGAACAAGAAAUCGCCCAAAUCCAAAACCAAGUUUCUGCUGGGAUAAAAGCCCUGGUUGGCUCAGGAGCUGUUUUAGCUAUGCUUAAUCCAAGUCCUUCUGGAUUUUGGACAAUGCUGAACACUAUUCAGCUAUUGGCGUAUAUCCCUUAUGCAAAUUAUCCUUUGACAGACAAAAUAGUCGCAUUUUUUGAAGCAAUGAAUGGCUUUAAUUUUGUUCCUAACAUAUUUUCUUUAUUUAUAGAUAAAAAACAAGGAAAUUCUCCAUAUUAUCAGGCAGAAAAAUAUGGAUAUGAUAGCGAUUUAGUUCUGCUAAAUAUAGGAAAUGACGCUACAAUAUUAUGUGUUAUGAUAGCGAUGAUGCCUAUAACCUUAUAUUUAUCUAAAUGCUCAGAGAGACUUAUAGGGAAAAAAUUAAAAAAGAUUUAUAAUGAGUACAAGUUUGGGGUAUUUUUGAGAUUCUGAAUAUUAAUUUAUCUAGAAAGUGGAUUUGCGGCUAUUGUUGGAAUUUUGAGUGCUAAAAGAUCUGAAACUUAUCCAGGUGCUGUUGAGUUUUCUAACCUUCUGAUUUGUUGGGCUUUUAUUGUGAUGUUUAUUUAGAUAUUCAUAAUUUUGACUCCAAUGCUAUUGGUGUAUUCAAGCUAUAAAAAUUCCAAAAAUAUUUUAUAUAAGAGAAACAAAAAAUGGUUAAUACCUUGAAACUCUCUUUAUUAUGAGUUUAAAAACGAUUUAGGGUUCAUGAGCACACAAUAUUAUACACUAUUUUUCACAAGACGGUUAAUUUAUAUUGCAGUUCAAGUCUUUCUAAAUGACUACCCUCAAAGCCAGCUAACAAUAAAUACAGUCUGUGCAUUAUGCGUAAUUUCUAUUUAGAUGGCUCUAUAUGUUUUUGUCUACAAGCCUUUUGAAGACCCUGUGAUUCAGAUUACCAACUUGAUCACUGAAUGUGGAAUUUCCAUUACCUUUAUAAUGAUUUGUCCAUAUUUUUUUGACUUAACAUCAACUGCGCUUGAUAAUAUGGACAGCUGUGUAAUGAUUUUUGUUAUUUUUAUUAUGGCAGCACAAACAGCUGGACCUUUAAUAAACUCAAUUAAAGAGUUAUAUGAGCUUGCUAAAAGAAGCAUGACAAAAGAAAUACGCUCGAAUCCAAUAAAAAUAUUGAAAAACCCGAGAAGAAUUGAUCUAAAUAACAUGAGUAAUUUCUUUGAGGAUGAAACUCCAGCUAUUAUUGAAUUUGCAGAUGCAGAAAAUAGGAAUUUUAAUCAAGAAAUACCAAAUCAAACAAAUAAAUAA